Molecule: messenger RNA, 1500 nt
Organism: Fonsecaea erecta
Lineage: Eukaryota; Fungi; Ascomycota; Eurotiomycetes; Chaetothyriales; Herpotrichiellaceae
Exons: 1
Coding region: 1-1500 (499 amino acids)
Biological process (GO): xenobiotic detoxification by transmembrane export across the plasma membrane
Cellular component (GO): membrane
Molecular function (GO): xenobiotic transmembrane transporter activity; antiporter activity
Source: RefSeq, a predicted model, not a curated record
AUGGCCGGACGGCGCCCCUCCGAGACCAGUGCUCUUCUCAAUGACCACGGCAUUGAUGACUUCCGGAAAUCUAUUGAACAGAUCGAUCAGAGAAGAUACGGCACGACUGACGAGGACGAGUCCUCUCUUUUCAAGGGUCCUGAUCUCGAGACGACAUGGAAGACAGAAACCAAGCUGUUAGCUCGAUAUUCGGGUCCCCUGAUGUUGACCUAUAUCUUGCAAUACUCCUUUAGCUUGGUCACCGUCUACGUUGCUGGACGCCUGGGGACCAAGGAAUUGGGAGCAGCCUCCCUGGCCACAAUGACAGCCAAUAUUACGGGACUGUGCGUCUACGAGGGACUCGCCACCAGUCUUGACACUCUAACGUCGCAGGCAUUUGGGAACGACAAGAAGCAUCUGGUAGGCUUACAUGUGCAACGCAUGAGUCUCCUGGUUUGUGUGGUCACCAUUCCGAUCGGUGCCAUCUGGAUGUGUUCUCCCUGGAUCCUGUCAGCGAUCGUGCCCGAACAAGACGAGGCUCACCUGGCUGGUACUUUCAUGCGCAUCUACUUGGCUGGUGCCCCGGCUUGGGCCAUCUUUGAAGCCGGAAAGCGCCUGUGUCAGGCUCAGGGUGAUUUUACUGCCUCCCUCGUGGUUGUCAUGGUCUGCGCUCCCUUGAACAUCCUUUGGAACUGGCUCCUAGUGUUCCAUUUCAACCUGGGCUUUGCCGGUGCCGCUUGGGCCGUGGUCAUUUCCAAUAACCUCCAGCCAAUUGUCCUGGCACUGUACGUUGCCUACAUUGCUCCCUCGAACUUGCAAUGUUGGCCAGGCUUGGACUUGCGACGAGCGUGCCAGAAUUGGGGUCCCAUGAUUAAAUUGGCCAUCCCGGGAGUCCUCAUGACCUUUUCGGAGUGGUUUGCGUUCGACAUCCUCACGAUUGCGGCCGGGUAUUUGAGUGAACCAGACCUUGCAGCUCAGUCCGUCUUGAUGACGGUGGUCGUUACCAUGUAUCAUAUCCCAUUUCCUAUAUCCAUCGCAGCGUCGACAAGAUUCGGCAAUCUCAUUGGGUAUGGGGCGUUAAAAGCCGCACGGAAGGCUUGGAAAACGCACUAUCUGAUCUUUAUAUGCAUUGGGAUAUUCGAUGUCAUCUUGCUGACAUCGUGCCGACACGUCAUCGCGGCUAUUUUCACCGCAGACGACGCGGUGAGAGCAAUUAUCGCGACCGUCAUGCCAAUCACUGCUGCCGCUCAACUUUUUGACGCACUCCUGGCAAUCUCAAACGCGCUUUUGCGUGGCCUAGGGAGACAGAAAGUUGGGGGUUGGGUUAAUCUGGGGGUUUAUUACUUGUUCGCACUUCCAUUGUCGUUCUCCCUGUGUUUCGGUCCGCCUCAGAUGGGCCUUAGUGGCAUGUGGAUUGGCCCAUGUACAGGACUCGGCUGCGCGACACUCAUCAUGGCCACGUACAUGCGGUUGACCGACUGGCAGAAAGCCGUUGAAGACGCACGAGCACGGGAGGAGUAG